AUGCGUGUAGGCUUCGUUUUCGCCCUGCUCGUCGUCAGUGUGAUCGUGUGCUUAAAUGGGCUCACCAGCGCCGAGAGCACCGUCGUCAUGAAUAACCGGAAUCCCGACUCCAUCAACGUCCCCAUAAGCGAUGAUAUCACAAGCCGCAACCUCAGGGCGAGCGGUGAAGAGAGAGCCUACGCCUUUGUGGACAAGAUCAAGAGUCUUUUUAGCAGGCCUGGCAUCAGCCAGAAAGUCGAGAGUCUGCAGAAGAAUCCCGCCAUGGUCAAGAACUUGGAGAAGGCUGCGUUAAGCCUCCGCCACUUCAAACGACGCUUCGAUGAGCGGAGAGAUGUGUGCGAGGUGCUCGUGACGUGGUUUCGUCGUAGAAGUAAAGAAGGGUGA
Messenger RNA from Phytophthora infestans T30-4, 384 nucleotides. RefSeq names its product secreted RxLR effector peptide protein, putative. The coding region runs from base 1 to 384 and encodes 127 amino acids. NCBI's taxonomy places the organism in Eukaryota, Oomycota, Peronosporomycetes, Peronosporales, Peronosporaceae. The transcript has a single exon. The record is from RefSeq and is a predicted model, not a curated record.